GCCGUCCCUCCUGCCUGAUGCGGAACGAUUGUCAUCAUUUGUAACGCUCGUAUUCUCUUCUCCUAGCUUUCACGUUGUGACCUUCUCCUGUGCCACGGGGAAGUCAAGACCCAAUGUUCACCGACAAACACCCAUAUAUAACCAUGUCCACUCUAGUACUAUUGCCAAAGGUCCAGAAGGAAAUCCCAGUUGAAAUCGUCUGUGAUGCUGCAGACUCGAUCCAAUAUCUGUUACAAGGCCAAAUCUUUACCUCCAGGGUGGAGGAUGUCAUGAAGUAUAUAACGAAGUCAACUAUGAUUCCAUGCAAAAGCUACCAGGAAUUUCACGAUGUAGGAGCAGAAGAUUUUGCGUCGAUAGAACAUAUUGUAGGAGAAAUGGGCCAACUGAUGACGAAACCAAAGCUGACUUAUGAUUAUAAGAAGCUCGCACUCGUCGUCGACAUGCCUACCACCCUCCAUGAAGAGCCUUUCAAUUAUCUCAAAGAAUGUAUCACUCUAGCGAUUGCCGAGCUUCCUUACGAUCGCAAGGAUCAUCCAGCCUACAUUGACGUAACAAUCUCCGCACUUGGAGAAUGUGCGUUUACUGAACGUCGAGACCAUGUGUUCAACAAAAUGGAGAUGGAGAUCACCGCCAAUCCCGAAGUCAACCUUGCAGUCAUUGUCUUGAUCCACGAAGCCAUACCCUUUGCGUCGCCUCUCCCUGACUCGACUGCUCACAAGCUUCUCGCUGGGGAUACCUCAGAACUCCCCAGGAAAGCAUUCGUCUCGCAAAGAUCCACUGUGCGCCAGUUCAACGAACCAUUUGUGGUUGCCGGUCACAACUGGUGCCAGGUGCACUCUGUAGAAUACUUUGUUUGGGCGAAAGGAGCUGACGGCGCAUCUAUUGAUGUUCGCAACAACAACCCUCUGCUGAUGGCACAUGGGAUAACUCAUAACUUCACACAGACAUUAGGACUUACAUCAAACAUGAGCGCUGUCACCACCAUGCUGGAGAAAGGGCUGGGCCAGAUGAGGGACUCGAUGGUCACCUUGACACGCGAGCAUGAUAGUGAUGCUGAUUGCUCCGCACUCGAAGGUGCCAACCCCACACUCCCAAUCAAAUGGGGCCUCGGCGCUUCAGGAGUCCUGAGUGCGAUAGACAUCACUGCCUACCAGCGCUAUCAGACGUGGAUCAGAGGUAUCAAGCGUGACCAUAACCCCUUGUUCUCAAGGAGCCAGAGGGUGUUCAAUAACCAGCGUCGACUCAUGCACACUCCGUCACUUGCCCUCACUUGCCCAGGUCCAAAGGCACUGGUACACACGGCACUACUUCUGAGACUGGUCAUCAAGAAAAUGUGUUAA
Suillus subalutaceus is the source of this 1340-nucleotide messenger RNA. RefSeq lists its product as uncharacterized. The transcript is spliced from 7 exons. The record is from RefSeq and is a predicted model, not a curated record. The coding region runs from base 114 to 1340 and encodes 408 amino acids. Lineage: Eukaryota; Fungi; Basidiomycota; Agaricomycetes; Boletales; Suillaceae.